Phyllostomus hastatus (greater spear-nosed bat) is the source of this 992-nucleotide messenger RNA. RefSeq names its product small nuclear ribonucleoprotein polypeptide N (gene SNRPN). Gene Ontology annotation, molecular function: RNA binding. The transcript has 8 exons. Bases 141 to 863 code for a protein of 240 amino acids. Gene Ontology annotation, biological process: mRNA splicing, via spliceosome. The record is from RefSeq and is a predicted model, not a curated record. Gene Ontology annotation, cellular component: U4/U6 x U5 tri-snRNP complex; U4 snRNP; U1 snRNP. NCBI's taxonomy places the organism in Eukaryota, Metazoa, Chordata, Mammalia, Chiroptera, Phyllostomidae.
UCCAGGCGGAACUGAGGCAGGCUUUCCUAGCUGAGACACCCAGAGGUGGUUAAAGCAAUCUUGGGACAUCCCAGCCUUCCCUUAGGUCUUAAGGAUCCUGAAUCUUUACUGUGGAUAUUGGAUUUGGUGAAACAGCAAUCAUGACUGUGGGAAAGAGCAGCAAGAUGCUGCAGCACAUCGACUACAGGAUGAGGUGCAUCCUGCAAGAUGGCCGGAUCUUCAUCGGCACCUUUAAGGCUUUUGACAAGCAUAUGAAUUUGAUUCUUUGUGAUUGCGAUGAGUUCAGGAAGAUCAAGCCAAAGAAUGCGAAGCAGCCAGAGCGUGAAGAGAAGCGGGUCUUGGGUCUGGUGCUGCUGCGUGGGGAGAACUUGGUUUCCAUGACAGUGGAGGGACCUCCCCCCAAAGAUACCGGCAUUGCUCGUGUACCACUGGCAGGAGCUGCAGGAGGCCCUGGGGUUGGCAGGGCCGCGGGCAGAGGAGUCCCAGCUGGUGUUCCGAUUCCACAGGCUCCUGCGGGAUUAGCAGGCCCAGUCCGAGGGGUAGGGGGACCCUCCCAGCAGGUAAUGACUCCACAGGGACGAGGCACUGUCGCAGCUGCCGCUGUGGCGGCCACUGCCAGCAUAGCUGGAGCCCCCACUCAGUACCCACCAGGUCGGGGGACUCCCCCCACCCCUGUGGGCCGGGCAACCCCCCCUCCAGGCAUUAUGGCUCCUCCACCUGGUAUGAGACCACCCAUGGGACCACCGAUUGGGCUUCCCCCUGCUCGGGGGACCCCGAUAGGCAUGCCUCCUCCAGGGAUGAGACCCCCCCCACCUGGAAUCAGAGGUCCACCUCCCCCAGGAAUGCGUCCACCAAGACCCUAGGAUACUGUUGGUCCUUAGUCACUUUUGCCUGCACUGUGUCUUGUGGAACUGUGUAGAGUGUUUGUGAGCUUCUGUCCCCUCUGCAGCAUUAAUAUUCGCUAAUAAAUGCAUAGAGCAAUUAAACUGUGA